Rodentolepis nana is the source of this 546-nucleotide messenger RNA. The record is from the annotation of a GenBank genome assembly. NCBI's taxonomy places the organism in Eukaryota, Metazoa, Platyhelminthes, Cestoda, Cyclophyllidea, Hymenolepididae.
AUGUUGAGACGCAUCGCCACAGCAACCAAGCAGUCCCCAUUCGUUAUCACCUACUUUGAGUAUAUGGAAUUGCGAGGUUAUCCCGCUUUCCUGUUGAGUGGGGGUUGUGGAACGGACCUCUUUGAUCUCUCAGUCAAAUAUGGUGGAAUGUCAGAAGAACAGGCCAAAUUCUAUGCUUAUAUCAAACCGGAGAAUAUCUUACUCUAUCACACUGGCCACAUCAUGAUCGCCGACUUCGAUAUUGCCAUUGACCAAUCAGAGCGUGAGAAUGACUUGCACGAAGAAAUCGGAUGUGUGGAGUAUGGCUGCUGUGAUAGCUCAUCUAGUCACUUCUUCGAGGACGUGGACUGGCAAAUGGUGGAGAAUCUAAAACUCACUCCACCAUUCGACUUCCUCCAUGAGGAGAAUUCACCUCAGCAACUGCCACAGAUGGGAAACAUCAAGGAUGACUCCAUAGUUGGUGGACCACGUGCUCCCUCCGAAGUUGACAACGACAUCGUCGCUUCAAGACCUAAAGUGCAUGAAAGUAUCUCGUCUCAUUCUUAG